AUGGGCUCGUCCCAUUCACCCCAAAGACAAGCACAUAACUAUGAAGGGUGUUUGCCUGUUCCCGUUCUUGAGUCCACCAUUGAUGCUUACUUCGAGCACUGCCACAACCAGCCAUAUUCCUUCUUCCACGAAGCGAACUUUCGUCAAAAAUACUCGGACGGGACUAUCCCCGAUCAUCUACUCUUCGCCAUUCUCGCUAAUGCGGUUCGAUUUUCUACCGAGUCCUUCUUCGGGGACAAGAUAUUCGACUUUGCCGUGGCUUUCGCCAAUCAGUCAUGGAAAUCCAUCGUCUCGACAUGCUUUGCCGCGAACCAGUCAGCCGACCUUCACACUGUCCAGACUGUGACAUUGCUUUCGAUAUUCGAUUUUACGGCCGGAAGGUCGCGUCAUGGCUCAGCAUGGGUGAAGAUUGGAAUGGCGGUUCGAAUUGCCCAAGAUCUCAAAUUAAUGCUCGGUCAGCGAACCCACAUUCCUCACUGUGUGCAAGAGGAGCAUCGUCGAGUUUUCUGGUCCAUAUACCUUCUGGAUCGACUGGUCUCAUGCGGUCGCGGCCGGCCACCAGCAAUAUUAGACGCUUCGUGCCAACUCCAGCUGCCCUUGGAUGAGACCAAGUGGCGAGAUGGGUUGUGGGAGAAAACACUUACGCUGGAGGAGGCUUCCGACCGCGCACUGGUAAACAACAGCACACACGGACCUUUUGCACGUGUGAUUAUGAUUGCCCAGAUUCUUGGUCGAACAGCACAGUAUAUGCUGCAGGAAUGUAACUUCAGAAACCGAUAUCCCCCUUGGGAGGCAACAUCUGACUUUGCAGCCACCGAAUCCGACCUUCUCCUCCUAGAGACUCGUUUUCAGAUGCGCCUGCCGCUCAAGCAGGAGAUUGGUCGUCAUCUUUUCGACACAGAUAGCAUGGACCAGGCCAUUGUUGGCCCAAUUAUCUUUUCGAGGGCGUUAUUUCACCUAUGCUACUGUAUCCUGCAUCACCCUUUCCUGCUCAGGAAGCGCAUCCGAUCGUGUCAAAUGAGCGUUCCUCCGAGUUUCCUAGUUCGAACCUUCGCUUCUGGCCGGCAGCAUGCAAAUUCUCUGGCUAGACACAUUCAUAACGCUCGCGAACUUGGUUGUUAUGUACAGGCCUCCUUUUACGGCUAUUGUGCUGUUGUGUCCGGCAGCAUUGCUGGUCUGGACGCGCACGCAACCGACAAAGAAACGCGAAACGAAGCUCUUCACAGUUUGAAGGAGAGUAUUGCCUUCCUGGAAGAUCUCAGUCGACAUUGGGCGAAUGCGUGUUUGUUGCUGACUGCGCUGAAAACAUUCGUCGAAAACAGUUACAAGUUCCGUUUCCUAUCCGAAGACUCCAUCGUCGAUCCAGGCCUUGGUGCUGAAGAUGAGGAUUUGUUGUGGUCACUUGUUGACUAUAGCACCAUGUCCAACGCAUCACCCGCGCAACCAACAGAACAUUCAGACACGCACUUACAGCUCAAUACAAGUACAUCCUGGUAUGAAUUAUUCAGCAGUGCGGAUUGGGGUGAUAUUGAUGUUCUGGAUCACGAUUUCCCCAUAGGCGUUGAUGAGGUAGAGGAAGAUCGGUCCACGGUGACGGCUAUCCAUCAAUACGGAUCUUAA
This is a messenger RNA of Cladophialophora psammophila CBS 110553, 1620 nucleotides long. RefSeq lists its product as uncharacterized. The record is from RefSeq and is a predicted model, not a curated record. Lineage: Eukaryota; Fungi; Ascomycota; Eurotiomycetes; Chaetothyriales; Herpotrichiellaceae. The transcript has 3 exons. Bases 1 to 1620 code for a protein of 539 amino acids. Gene Ontology annotation, cellular component: nucleus. Gene Ontology annotation, biological process: DNA-templated transcription. Gene Ontology annotation, molecular function: zinc ion binding; DNA binding.